Molecule: messenger RNA, 3168 nt
Organism: Pipra filicauda (Wire-tailed manakin)
Lineage: Eukaryota; Metazoa; Chordata; Aves; Passeriformes; Pipridae
Gene: CXADR
Product: CXADR Ig-like cell adhesion molecule
Exons: 7
Coding region: 72-1202 (376 amino acids)
Biological process (GO): homotypic cell-cell adhesion
Cellular component (GO): bicellular tight junction; intercalated disc; basolateral plasma membrane
Molecular function (GO): cell adhesion molecule binding
Source: RefSeq, a predicted model, not a curated record
CGGGGAGGUGCCCGCCGGGAGCCCGGGGACGGAGCGCACGGAGCGCGGUGCCCGCCGCUCCCGCCCGCGACAUGGAGCCCGUGGAGCCGCCGCGGCUGCUGCUCCUCCUCGGGGUGGCCCUCGUGCUGCUCCGCUCCGCAGGUCUAACAAGAAGCUUAACUAUAACUUCAGUUGACCAAUCAAUGUUUGAAAAAGCACAAGGAGAGAGAGUAACGUUGCCAUGUACUUUUGAACUCUCGGAGGAAGAUGAAGGCCCACUAGAUAUUGAGUGGGUAUUGAUACCAGCAGAUAAUCAAAAGAAGGAAAAAAUAAUAAUUAUGUAUGCUGUCGACAGGAUUUAUGAUAAUUAUUAUGGUGCUCAGACUGGGAGGAUGGCAUUUACUCAGAAUGAUCCCAAAAAUGGUGAUGCUUCAUUGGAUAUCCAGAAUUUAAAGGCAGAAGACACUGGCACAUACCAGUGCAAAGUGAAGAAAGCUCCUGGAGUUCAAAGCAGAAAAAUACAGUUGACUGUACUUGUAAAGCCAGCAAGAACUAAAUGUUCCAUUGAAGGAUCACAGGAGAUUGGAAAAGACGUUACCUUGAAAUGUGCAUCACAAGAAGGAUCCCCACUUUUGUCUUACGACUGGAGGAGAGUAUCUGGCACAAAUGAACUUCCUGCCACUUCCGUGCUGAAUAAAGAUACAGGGGAGCUUCUUCUGAAAAACGCCUCUCAAGAAUAUUCUGGUUUAUACAACUGUGUGGCCUCAAACAGAGUUGGCACGGAUGAAUGUUCUGUUCAGCUGAAUGUCACCCCUCCCGUAAAUACAGCUGGUAUAAUUGCUGGAGCUAUUAUAGGAACUCUGCUGGGUCUUUCUGUACUGACUUUUCUCGUCUUCUGUUGCUGUAAGAAGCACAGAGAGAAGAAAUAUGAGAAAGAAGUACAUCACGAUAUCAGAGAAGAUGUUCCACCUCCAAAAAGCCGCAGUUCAACAGCUCGCAGCUACAUCGGCAGCAAUCGCUCUUCUCUGGGUUCAAUGUCUCCCUCAAAUAUGGAAGGAUAUACCAAAACUCCAUAUAGCCAAGUCCCAAGUGAAGACUUUGAACGUGCUCCUGGUCAAAACCCAACCUUUGCACCUUCAAAGGUAGCUGCACCUAAUUUAAGUAGAAUGGGAGCUGUUCCUGUGAUGAUUCCAGCACAAAGCAAAGAUGGGUCGAUAGUAUAAAAUAUUAUUAAUUUAAAAGCUGUUUUUUAAAGUGUUCAUUGUAAGUAUUAGAGAAAACUACUGUGUUCCAUCCCUCAUUUAAACACUGGCAUGAAAUUGUGCUUGAAGCAAAUGAACAAGUUAGUUUGAAAAGCCACCAAUUCUCAGAUUUAAUUUUAAACUUUUUAGUAUAUGACAGUUGAACUAUUUGCAAAAAGCAUUGAAGUUCCUAAGUAAAUAUUGGACACUGAAGGUAUUUGGACCUGUGGUAGGUUACUGAAGAGACACUGACACUGUCAGCUAAUGUGCAGUCCUGAAUGUGUAACAGUGAGACAAAGGAGAAUUAACAAAGCAUUUCAUAUUUAGACCAUGGAGUUUCUCAGAGUUCCUGUAGCUUUAUCCUCAAUUAUGGAAUAACAGAAAUAUUUGAACUUGAUAUUGAACUCUGAUGUAGUUGCAUGGGGCUGAAAUACUGAGGAUGACUUUGAAUUCUGUUCAUAUUUAUGUGGUUCUUUGAUCUGGUAAUGUUUGUUUGGAGCACUUGAGCUCUUAUUUCAGGGGCAGCCAGUUAUUUAAUUGGUUCAAUUAGUUUAAUUAAUCUACUCUGAAUUUAAAAUGUCAGUGAGUGGAAGUGUGACAGGAGACCUUGCAAGCUCUUUGAAACAUGAAUUUUUCUGUAAUAACUAGUUCUAGUCAGGUUGACUUAAUACUUACAUUAUCUGAUGCAAGAGGUCCUGUCAGGUUGUUGGUGAUGGUACCUAAGCUUUAAGAUCUAUAAAUCAGCUGUUACUGUCACUGUAAGAAUGAAUUAUGGAUCUUUAUGCAGGUCUUUAAGGUAAUUGUACCUUGCAUUUUCCAGCGCCUGUUAGGAUACUAAGGCAGUGCUCUUAUUUUUUUUCCAAACCAAUUACCUAGAAGCUCCAUGGGGAUUUAAUGAGAGCUAUUAAGCUGUUAAGUAACUGGUAUUGGAUAUCUGUCCUCUAACAUCACUGUGGAAACAACUUUUCCCAUAUACAUGUAAGCAGUAGUCAGCCUUUACUCAGGAUGCUAAUGUCUUCCUGUGUGAAUUUGCAAGGAGUUUAAAGCUCAUUUCUCCUUGCCUCUUCAACAGCCCUAAAUAUUCUGAACCAAUGUUCAGACUUUUUAAGAGCAAGAGUUCUGUGCAGCUGAGAGCAAAUAGUUUUCCAGAAUUGUUCAUGCAGAUCUCAUGUUUCAAAAUUAAAAACGCUUCUUCCCAAUUUUGCAAAAUUAAAGCAAUACAGGAGAAACAGAACAAUUCUUUCUCUUACUUUCACAUGUAUUUAGGACUUCUGAUAGCUUCUGGUAACUGAUAUUACAUACCUGUGAAAGCUGGAUUUAAAACUUAGUGCAGCUUGAUUCUUUGUGGAUUUUAUCUUCCUUCCUGUUUUCUACCUUCUUCAUCCUGUGUGGAGGGCAGGUGGGGGAGAGUCCCUUCAGCUUAUUCUAGCUAUAGUUGUUGAACUGCAAGGUAUUUUGGAAAACUCUAAAAGCAUAUAGUAUGUGGCACUGAUGUUGAUGAAGGAAAUAUCUGAAUAGCCUGUUGAAAGAUGUUAGGAUUGUUUGUGUGUAGCAACAGUGUGAGAGAAAACAUUUUCCCAAACUUCUAGGUUUAGUGUCUGCUUUUUUGUAGCUGCUUAUAGUUCUGUGAUGAAUUCUUUGGCUUACUACUAAAUGUUUGUCCUAUCUGUAAUUAGAUGCACAAUCCUUGGCUGGCACUAUUAAUGUAAAGAAAUUUCCCUGCCCGUGGCAGGGUGGUUGGUACAAGGUCAUCUUCCAACCCAAACCAUUUUAUAAUGCUAACAUACCCUUCAUACCGAAUUUAGAAACUUGAAUGGCUAUUAAGUAUUCUAGACCUAGUUUUACACAUUUGGGACUUUUUUAGAUUGUAAGCUGAUACUGUUAGAGAUCAGAUUUUUUUAUCUUUCAUGUGUGCCUUGUCAAUAAACUUUGCCUGAUUGUAACUUCA